AUGGCGGCAAUGCAGCCAUCUGAUACGCACGCAAACUUCCACGACCGGAGUGUAGUGGUCUUAAAAACAAGUGGUGUUAGAAUGAGAGGCAAUGAUGUGUUCAUGCCAAUGACAAUCGAGAUGUUUCAAAUAAAAAAGCCAGAAAUGGGGCAAUUCAAAAAGGUAGAAAUUACCAAAGAGAUGACAGAAGGAGACGUAACAGAAAAGCUGUUGGAGACAUUUCCAUAUCUUCAAAAUCAGAGGUAAUAUUAUCUUAUCAUAAUAACACUCUUGAAUAAUAUAUAGAUUUAGCCAGGGCUAAAAGCGAAGCUCCCAUUCACUUAAUAAUUUGUAAUUUAAAUUAAACAAUAAACUUGUAAUCGACAAAUCAGUUAACUUAAGAACACAUUCAUGUGACUUUUGAGGCAAAGGCUAAGUUAUGUUAGAGUGAAACAUCUUACAUCGAGUUGAUAGCCUUAUAUGUACACCCAAAAAAUAGCAAACAUCUUCGAUCACAUUCAAGAGCCAUAAUGGCUCUUGGUCACAGCUGUAGAUAAGGCCUCGAAAACAAAUUCUUGGAAAACAAAUCAGGCCGAAUUUUUUUGCGUUCGACAGGUUUACUUUACAAAUUCCUGGGUGUGUAAACCAACCUUUUAUACUUUUUAUACAUCACAUCUGAGGUGAAACAGAACCUACAUUUUUUUUGACAAUUUUUCUAGACAAAUUGCUCUCAGUCAAUGUUCAGGACGAUCAAUCGUGGGCUUUUAGCGAAACCGUUCAAAAAAUUUCCAAAAUCACCCAUACGGCCGGCCGUUUCUCGUUUCCAGUGCGAGCUGUCAGUGUGGUCGAGUGUUUGAAUGAACUUUAAUAGAGUUAUGCUUCAACAAAACAACGAAUUUAUUUAUUUAUUUUUUUUUGUUAUUUAAUGGUUUCAGUUAUAACGAUGUGUAAUCUUAUAAAGCUUUUGAUACGCGCGACAUUUAUUUAAAGUACUCCUGCAAGCGAUGUCCAUGAACGAUGAAAACAAACGCCACGGACGAGCUAUUAAAAUUGCAAGAGACUACUAACAAUCAAUAAAAGAAAGAUAAUUCGGUGGAACAUUCACAGAGACAACAAUUUUCAUUCACGAAGACAAGUAUUAAAGUGUCUCUAAAAAUCCUGAGUCGUUAAUUAUGUUUUACUUUAAUUUCAGCCGGCCUCCCGGUGUUUGCAUUUUUCAAAGAUGCCACUCCUCGAAGCAAGAAAAUCGCUCAAAGUUUUCCUUCUACAGCCAAAUUUAUCGCUAAAUAUUCGUCGGGACGUUUUCUUUUUAUUUGCGGUGAGAAAAUAUAUUUGAAGGCCUUUUAAAGUUCUCUAAGCUUAUAUCUAACCUGAUACUAGGUCAGAUCAUUGACUCAAAUCUUACAAACGUGUAUAAACUUGCGGCAUAAAUUGUGCUCGACUUCAUGAAAUUAGAUAUAACAAACACAAACAUCAAAUACAAUAACUAUUCAGGCUUACCAUUCGAGAUUCAGUUCCUGAAAGAUAUCAAGGAAGGCCACAGUUGUUUGAGACUUUUAAGCCCUCUUACGCAUUAAGCAAGGUGAAAAACGAAAACGAUGCAGUCCGAAAUCGGAUUACCGAAUUUUGACAAGCUACGCAUUUCUGAACCAAAAACCAAGAGAGAAUAAAAAAUAAACAAACCAGCCAUGAAUAACAGAAGGCUCCUUGAUAGCAGCUGUAUUUCUUUUUCUACAUCCAGUGGAAAAGACAGCUAAAUACAUCACAAGUUGACACAAAACUCUGUCAGCUUCAGCUCUCAAAGUAAACAACUUUCAUGAGUGCUGCAUAAAUUUUCCGCUUGAACUCACCUGUCAAUUUUUGACCAACGCGUGACCAUGGUAAGAAAAGGUCUUCCCCGCCUGUAUUUUUAAAAAACUGGCUGAAUUGUCGCGUCCGAGGUCAGUUUGAAAUCAAAAUCUUAACAGCGCAGGGCCAUAGUGACAUAAACACAACAUAUUUCAUAUAAAUCAUUGGAAAAGAAAAAACUUGAGCCUACGAUCAUUUGAAACUGGUAAUUUCUCAGGGGAUAACUUCAAAAAAAUACUCGACCUCGAUGGGUCGACACUUGAGCCCGCGGUACGGUCACGUGAUACUGGUCAGCGGAUACCCUGUUUUGACAGCUGUCAAUUGAUCGCAACAUUAAUGUGCAAUUAGUUUUCUCUUGGGCUCCCAAACUAGCUAGAAAGUGUGAGAGUAAACAUUGGUUGUCCUGUGAUGCGGACGGACGGUCGGGCGUACGGUCACGUGAUUACCAAGUUUUCUCGGAUGGGUAGAUUACCACAUUUCCUUAGCCAUGGGGCUACGCCCUCGCACGAGCUUCGCGCGCGGGUGAAGCUCCGCUAUUAGAAAAUAAUGAUAUUUUCAAUGAUUGCAGUCUGUUUACUCUUUUGUUAGUCAGCGGCAUGAUCAUUGUAUUCAUCUCGGGUUCUAACCUAGGUUUUACUGCGCAGCCGCAGUAGACAAUCGAACAAGAUUAGACUUUCAUGGUGACCGCCGAAUAUGGAAUGGACGUUUGACAAAGAGGCUUUUAAAGGGAAACUCGGCUCUUUAUAUUUUUGUUGAUGAGGUAAGUAAUAGACAUUAUCUUGUAGAUACAACACUGGAGAUAAUAAAACUAAAAUGUAGUUAUAAUUAG
Porites evermanni is the source of this 2656-nucleotide messenger RNA. NCBI's taxonomy places the organism in Eukaryota, Metazoa, Cnidaria, Anthozoa, Scleractinia, Poritidae. The record is from the annotation of a GenBank genome assembly.